AAUCCGCGUGACGUCACGAAGUCCCGGAAAGCUGCUCGCCACUCAACUGAGAUCAGAGGCCCGGCAAAUGCUGCGUGACAAGGAUUCGGAACCGUUUCCUGUUCAAGUUGGCGUGUGACAGGAAGUCCCUCUGGCCACAUACAUCACGGCGAGGCUGCAUUCGUUGGUCGAUCUCUGCGGAGGAGGUCAGAGGAGUGACACAUCAAUGCAGCAAGUUGGCACAGUUGGUAACACAGCUGCCAGUUCCUCUGCCACUUUGCUGUACAGAAUUGGUCAGAUGGAGCGAAGACAAUCAGCGGGAGAGAAACCAUUCAAGUGCACUGUGUGUGGGAAGGCGUUUGCAUAUCCAUCACAUCUUCAGGUCCACCAGAGAACACACACGGGAGAGAAACCGUUCAAGUGCACUGCGUGUGGGAAAGCAUUUCCACGGUUAUCAAAUCUUCAGGGCCACCAGAGAACACACACGGGAGAGAAACCCUUCAAGUGCACUGUGUGUGGGAAGGCGUUUGCAGAUUCAUCACCUCUUAAAAGACACCAGAGAAUACACACAGGAGAAACACCCUUCAAGUGCAUUGUGUGUGGGAUGGCCUUUUCACAGUCAUCAAAUCUUAAAGAACACCAGACUACACACACAGGAGAAAAACCCUUCAAGUGUACUUUGUGUGGAAAGGCAUUUGCACGGUCAUCAAUUCUUCAGGGCCACCAGAGAACACACACGGGAGAGAAACCCUUCAAGUGCACUGUGUGUGGGAAGGCAUUUGCAGAAUCAUCACAUCUCAAAAUACACCAGAGAAGUCACACAGGAGAGACACCCUUUAAGUGCACUGUUUGUGGGAAGGCCUUUGCAAAGUCAUCCCAUCUUAAAACACACCAGAAAACACACACGGGAGAGAAACCCUUCAAGUGCACUGUGUGUGGGAAGGCGUUUGCAGAUUCAUCAAAUCUUCAGGUCCACCAGAGAACACACACGGGAGAGAAACCCUUCAAGUGCACUGCGUGUGGGAAGGCAUUUGCACGGUCAUCAAAUCUUCAGGGCCACCAGAGAACACACACGGGAGAGAAACCCUUCAAGUGCACUGUGUGUGGGAAGGCGUUUGCAGAUUCCUCACCUCUUAAAAGACACCAGAGAAUACACACAGGAGAAAAACGCUUCAAGUGUACUGUGUGUGGGAAGACGUUUGCAGAUUCAUCACCUCUUAAAAGACACCAGAGAACGCACACAGGAGAAAAACCCUUAAAGUUCACUGUAUAUGGGGGGAAGGGUUUUCGACAGUUAGGGGAUCGAAACAAGCAUCAAACCAUUCAUCAGAAAAUUAAUCUGAAAUCGGCUUGUGAAAGUCAAAGUGCUGCAAUGAGUCCAUUCCUCAUGAAACAAGAACCAGAAAAACAUUUGAGAUAUGAAACGUGGCCAGGAUUGAAGGCGAAAUGUCAAGAAGUGAAAAUUAAAUUUGAAUCGGUGAAGGUGAAAAGUGAAGUGAUGGUAAAGAGUGAAGAAGUGAUAGUGAAAUGUGAGGAUGAAGAUUCAACUCCAAAAUCUGACCUUCACGUCGAUGGAGACAGCGUGAAGCUGGAGGAGACUAGGGACUCUGAGGCAGAGCGAGGCAACUCCCAGAAAUUUGUGGAUGUGGAGGUGUGGGUGGAUUUUUUAGACAAUACUGAGUCAAAUGGAGACCAAGUCGAUGUGUAUGAAUUCCCUCUGGCCACAUACAUUACGGGCUUCGCCUCGUCGUUGCUCAACUUCCGUGCUCUCCGCCCAUCCUCCAAGAGGGCUCCUGCUGUGAGCUGCUCGUCGCUGGCUGGGUCACUCACUCUCAAAACUUCUGCCAGUUCCUCUGCCACUUUGCUGUACAGAAUUGGUCAGAUGGAGCGAAGACAAUCAGCAGGAGAGAAACCAUUCAAGUGCACUGUGUGUGUGAAGGUCUUUGCACAAUCAUCAAAUCUUAAAAGACACCAGAGAAUACACACAGGAGAAACACCCUUCAAGUGCACUGUGUGUGGGAAGGCAUUUGCAAUGUCAUCACAUCUUAUAAUACACCAGAGAAGUCACACAGGAGAAACACCCUUCAUGUGCACUGUGUGUGGGAAGGCCUUUACACAGUCAUCAAAUCUUAAAAGACACCAGAGAAUACACACAGGAGAAACACCCUUCAAGUGCACUGUGUGUGGGAAGGCAUUUGCACAUUCACCAAAUCUUAAAACUCACCAGAGAAUACACACAGGGGAAACACCCUUCAAGUGCACUGUGUGUGGGAAUGUGUUUGCACGUGCAUCGCAUCUUAAAACACACCAGAGAAUACACACAGGAGAAAGACCCUUCAAGUGCACUGUGUGUGGGAAGGCGUUUGCAUAUUCAUCACAUCUUAAAACACAUCAGAGAAUACACACAGGAGAAACGCCCUUCAAGUGCACUGUGUGUGGGAAGGCGUUUGCACGUUCAUCACAUCUUAAAACACACCAGAGAAUACACACAGGAGAAACGCCCUUCAAGUGCACUGUGUGUGGGAAGGCGUUUGCAGAUUUAUCACAUCUUAAAACACACCAGAGAAUACACACAGGAGAAAUGCCCUUCAAGUGCACUGUGUGUGAGAAGGCGUUUGCACUUUCAUCACAUUUUUAUAGACACCAGACAAUACACACAGGAGAAACGCCCUUCAAGUGCACUGUGUGUGGGAAGGCGUUUGCACGUUCAUCAUAUCUUAAAAUACACCAGAGAACACACACAGGCGAAACGCCCUUCAAGUGCACUGUGUGUGGGAAGGCGUUUGCACGUUCAUCAUAUCUUAAAAUGCACCAGAGAACACACACAGGAGAGAAACCAUUCAAGUGCACUGCAUGUGAGAAGGAAUUUUCAUUGUCAUCAUGUCUUAAAAAACACCAGCAAACACACACAGGAGAAGAACCCUUAAAGUGCACUGUGUGUGGGAAGGCAUUUGCAGAGUCAUCACAUCUUAAAAUACACCAGAGAAUACACACAGGAGAAACACCCUUCAAGUGCACUGUGUGUGGGAAGGUGUUUGCACGUUCAUCACAUCUUAAAAUACACCUGAGAAUACACACAGGAGAAAGACCCUUCAAGUGCCUUGUGUGUGGGAAGGCAUUUGCACAUUCACCACUUCUUAAAGUACACCAGAGAAUACACACAGGAGAAACACCCUUCAAGUGCACUAUGUGUGGGAAGGUGUUUUCACGUUCAUCACAUCUUAAAACACACCAUAGAACACACACAGGAGAAAGACCCUUCAAAUGCACUGUGUGUAGGAAGGCAUUUGCACAUUCAUCACAUCUUAAAAGACACCAGAGAAUACACACAGGAGAAACGCCCUUCAAGUGCACUGUGUGUGGGAAGGCGUUUGCACGUUCAUCAAAUCUUAAUAUACACCAGCGAAUACACACAGGAGAGAAGCCAUUCAAGUGCACUGCAUGUGAGAAGGAAUUUUCACGGUUGUCGUAUCUUAAAAAACACCAGCAAACACACACAGGAGAAGAACCCUUCAAGUGCACUGUGUAUGGGAAGGGUUUUCGACAGUUAGGGGAUCGAAACAAGCAUCAAACCAUUAAUCAGGAAAUUAAUCUGAAAUCGGCUUGUGGAAGUCAAAGUGUUGCAAUGAGUUCAUCCCUCAUGAAACAAGAAUCAGAAAAACAUUUGAGAUACGAAACGUGGCCAGGAGUGAAGGUGAAAUGUCAAGAAGUGAAAAUGAAAUUUGAAUUGGCGAAGGUGAAAAGUGAAGUAACGGUCAAGAGUGAAGAAGUGUUAGUAAAAUGUGAGGAUGAAGAUUCAACUCCAAAAUCCGACCUUCACGUCGAUCGAGGCAGCUUUAAGCUGGAGGAGACUGUGGACUCUGAGGCAGAGCGAGGCAACUCCCAGCAAUUUGUGGAUGUGGAGGUGUGGGUGGAUUUUUUAGGCAAUACUGACAUCUGUACUGAGCAGAUGAAGGCAGCCAGGCAUGGUUUUUGCCACAACACCACCUUCUUCACCGUUCCAGUGCCUGCUAGAUCCUCUGCCGCAUUGCUGUACAGAAUUGGUCAAAUGGAGCGAAGACAAUCAGCGGGAGAGAAACCAUUCAAGUGCACUGUGUGUGGGAAGGCGUUUGUAUAUCCAUCAAAUCUUCAGGUCCACCAGAGAACACACACGGGAGAGAAACCCUUCAAGUGCACUGCGUGUGGGAAGGCGUUUGCAGAGUCAUCAACUCUUAAAAAACACCAGAUAAUACACACAGGAGAAACACCCUUCAAGUGCACUAUGUGUGGGAAAGCGUUUGUACAUUCAUCAAGUCUUAAAAGACACCAGAUAAUACACACAGGAGAAACACCCUUCAAGUGCACUGUGUGUGGAAAGGCAUUUGCAAUGUCAUCACAUCUUAAAAUACACCAGAUAAGUCACACAGGAGAAACACCCUGCAAGUGCACUGUGUGUGUGAAGACCUUUACACAAUCAUCAUAUCUUAAAAUACACCAGAGAAUACACACAGGAGACACACCCUUCAAGUGCACUGUGUGUGGGAAGGAAUUUUCACGUCCAUCACAUCUUAAAACACACAAGAGCAUACACACAGGAGAAAGACCCUUCAAGUGCACUGUGUGUAGGAAGGCGUUUGCAGAUUCAUCACAUCUUAAAAUACACCAGAGAAUACACACAGGAGAAAAGCCCUUCAAGUGCACUGUGUGUGGGAAGGCGUUUACACGUUCAUCAAAUCUUAAAACACACCAGAGCAUACACACAGGAGAAACGCCCUUCAAGUGCACUGUGUGUGGGAAGGCGUUUACACGUUCAUCAAAUCUUAAAACACACCAGAGCAUACACACAGGAGAAACGCCCUUCAAGUGCACUGUGUGUGGGAAGGCGUUUGCACGUUCAUCAUAUCUUAAAACACACCAGAGCAUACACACAGGAGAAACGCCCUUCAAGUGCACUGUGUGUGGGAAGGCGUUUGCACUUUCAUCAUAUCUUAAAACACACCAGAGAAUACACACAGGAGAAACACCCUUCAAGUUCACUGUGUAUGGGAAGGGUUUUCGACAGUUAGGGGAUCGAAACAAGCAUCAAACCAUUCAUCAGGAAAUUAAUCUGAAAUCGGCAUGUGGAAGUCAAAGUGCUGCAAUGAGCCCAUCCCUCAUGAAACAAGAACCUGAAAAACAUUUGAGAUAUGAAACGUGGCCAGGAGUGAAGAUGAAAUGUCAAGAAGCGAAAAUGAAAUUUGAAUCAGCAAAGGUGAAAAGUGAAGUGACGGUAAAGAGUGAAGAAGUGAUGGUGAAAUGUGAGCAUGAAGAUUUUACUCCAAAAUCCGACCUUCACAUCGAUCGAGGCAGCAUUAAGCUGGAGGAGGCUGUGGACUCUGAGGCAGAGCGAGGCAAUGCCCAGCAAUUUGUGGAUGUGGAGGUGUGGGUGGAUUUUUUAGGCAAUACUGAGUCAAAUGGAAACCAAGUUGAUGUGUAUCAUUGAGCUUAAGAUAAAGAAGUUCCAUUUACUUUACAGGCCUUUCCCGUAAUAGAGGUUUUUGGAGUUAGAUCGUGUAAAUAUAUACAUUUGUCGUUAAAACCCACCGCCACCCGACACAGCCAACUUCGAAAUGUUGUCACGUAAACAGAACAUGCCAAUUUGUCACUAGUACAGCACACCUGUGUCUUGGAGAGCCAAACCACAACAUUUACGAUCUGAGUACAAGGUUUCGCCAGUCAUUACAAGCGACAGCCAGAUUUUUGCCUUUCCCAUUAAAAGUGUUUAACCUCCAAGUAGUCAAUAGAGGCAGGGUGAAGCUGGAGGAGGCUGUGGACUGAGUGAAAUGAAACCAAGCAGUUUGUCGAGGUGGACUUGUUGGAAGAUGCAGAGUAGGCGCGGCCAGCAUGUGUGGACUUAGAGGUUGGGUUGAUCUGCAAGCAGGAGCUGGAGACAAAAAAGCUCCACAGCAUUCAACGUGUUAUAAUAAUAUUUAGAUUAAUAAUUUGCGCUUGCAUAAAUGUUUUAUUUCUUUCUCACUGUAUGUAGUCAAUCUUGCUAAUCAAAGGUGAAAUGCUUCAGCAACUUAAAGCGGCUUGGAUCAUUUAAUCUCAAUCGCUCGACGGCUAGCCCAAGUCGCAGCUGUCCCUUUGUGGUACAAGGUGACUCAGUACCGACCUGCACGUGGACAUGAGUCUGCCAGUAGGGUGGAGCGAUGAUUGAUGUGUAACCCCAGUUGGGUAAUUUGUGGCUAAUCUUUUGAAUCUGACAAAUUUUGACUCUGACACCAUGACUGUUGAAUAUCUACUGUUAAGCAGAUGGUGCGUAUUUUUGGUCAAUAUUGCUGCAGUAAUCAUGAGGGCUGCCGACAGCUAUGAACUGUGAACCUCUUUAAACAAAUGUCAACCGUG
This is a messenger RNA of Lethenteron reissneri (Far Eastern brook lamprey), 6345 nucleotides long. RefSeq names its product zinc finger protein 729-like. Gene Ontology annotation, biological process: regulation of transcription by RNA polymerase II. Gene Ontology annotation, molecular function: DNA-binding transcription factor activity, RNA polymerase II-specific; RNA polymerase II cis-regulatory region sequence-specific DNA binding. The record is from RefSeq and is a predicted model, not a curated record. NCBI's taxonomy places the organism in Eukaryota, Metazoa, Chordata, Hyperoartia, Petromyzontiformes, Petromyzontidae.